CAUUCCCGGGGUCUCCAAAGUCUUCAAGAUUCAAAGGCGUGCUACGUCAGUUCGACCUGAUUCAAAGACCGUCAUCUCCACGACCCGUCCGCCAUGCCACCGUUGCACUCCCGCACUCGCUACAUCCCUCCCACCCUCAUCAAUGCCGCCCACGCCCACGCCCACACUCAUCUCUGGACCCACGGCCUCCGAUCCCAGAACUCCACUAGAACCCGUCCAACGGAUAAUAAUGCAGUGACCACAGUCGCCAAACACAAGGAAAUGCCGCUAAGCCACGCCGGGAACUCCAUCGCGAUACCACGGUUUGAGGCUCAGUCAACUGAACCACCAUCGCGAAGACAAUCUCUCACAUUCACACUCAUACGCACAAACUUUCUCCAGACUCAAGUGAAGACCGGAAUUCUGUCAACGUCUCGUCCGCUCAACCCUUCCUUGCCUUACGACCCUCAUGCGCCUCUUAUCUUUGCUGACGUCCUCCCGUCAAUGCGUACGAAACAAGCUCCAUGCUGGCUGAGCCGCGCAGCACACACACUGCCAGGCCUGCCAACUCUCUCGUCUUCAUCCGAAUUAUUGAAACAGCAUCCCUCUCCCCUUUUCCCUUCAAAAACCCUGAGUUUGCUCAACUUUUCCAAGGGCGGGACAGCACGGCCAAUCCUUGGCUUGGUCAUUCCCCUCGGUGCCCGUCCGUCGCCUGUUCGUCAACUCACCCUGUCGCAGAUCUAAACGAGUCAAAAGAGCCCCAAGUUCCCGGGUGUGAGUUACUCGACAGAGUGAGAGUUUACAUCACUCUCCAUGCCAGCGGGUGGUGUUGCUCGCGGUAGAUCAACCGGCAUUGCUUCCCCGGCCACCAUCUUUACCGCAGCCGCGGUCUCUCUUCUUGAGAGCAAUUUGCAUUCCAAUAAUGACCUAU
Molecule: messenger RNA, 910 nt
Organism: Colletotrichum godetiae
Lineage: Eukaryota; Fungi; Ascomycota; Sordariomycetes; Glomerellales; Glomerellaceae
Exons: 2
Coding region: 94-723 (209 amino acids)
Source: RefSeq, a predicted model, not a curated record